Morus notabilis is the source of this 1093-nucleotide messenger RNA. Its product is annotated as endochitinase 3-like. The record is from RefSeq and is a predicted model, not a curated record. The transcript has 3 exons. Bases 1 to 1080 code for a protein of 359 amino acids. Gene Ontology annotation, molecular function: chitinase activity; chitin binding. NCBI's taxonomy places the organism in Eukaryota, Viridiplantae, Streptophyta, Magnoliopsida, Rosales, Moraceae. Gene Ontology annotation, biological process: chitin catabolic process; cell wall macromolecule catabolic process; carbohydrate metabolic process.
AUGAUGAUCACCUUGGGCAGUACGACUGUUAUUGUAAUCUUGUCCCUUGGCUUGUUGCUUGGAACAUCUGUGGCUGAACAAUGUGGAACACAAGCAGGGGGUGCUCUGUGUCCGGAGGGGUAUUGUUGUAGCAAUUACGGAUGGUGCGGCACCACCGACGCCUACUGUGCCCCCGGAAACUGCCAAAGCCAAUGCCCCUCUCCUACUCCUCCACCACCACCGUCUCCACCGCCUCCACCGCCUUCACCACCUCCUCCCUAUGUCCCGCCGCCUCCCCCUUCUCCCGACGACAUCACCAAUAUCGUUUCUGAGUCCCUCUUCAAUGAAAUGCUUCUCCAUCGAAACGAUGAUCCGAAUUGUGCUGUAGGCUUCUACACUUACGACGGUUUCGUUACCGCCGCCAGACGUUACCCUGAGUUUGGUGCUACUGGCACUCUUGAAGAUCGUAAGAGAGAGGUCGCGGCUUUCUUCGGCCAAACUUCUCAUGAAACCACAGGAGGAUGGCCCGACGCACCAGGUGGUCCAUACACUUGGGGAUAUUGCUAUAAUAGGGAGCUAGGAACCCCACCUGGCUAUUGUGUUCCUAGCACUGAAUGGCCUUGUGUUCCUGGUCAAGAUUAUUACGGCCGAGGACCCAUCCAAAUUAGUUACAAUUACAAUUACGGGGUAGCAGGAGCCGCACUUGGAUUUGACCUACUUCACAAUCCCGAUCUGGUUGCCACAAAUGUCGUACUAUCAUUCGAGACGGCCUUAUGGUUUUGGGUGACUGUACAGGCCCCCAAACCCUCAUGCCACGAUGUUAUCACGGGCCAAUGGACGCCAAGUCAAGCUGACAAAGAUGCCAACCGACUUCCUGGCUACGGUUUACUCACCAACAUCAUCAAUGGAGGUCGAGAAUGCGGCAAUACAGGUCCUGAUGGUAAGCUGCAGGAAGAUAGAAUUGGCUUCUAUCUGAGAUACUGUCACUUGCUGGGAGUGAGCCCUGGGGAUAACUUGGAUUGCUAUAAUCAAAGGUCUUAUGGGGUUACUCUUAGGAAUCCAAAAUAUGGGAUACUCAAAAUGCCUGUCGACAAGGCAUAAUAAUGUAUAUGGG